AUGGGCAAGAAGCGGUGCACGACGCACAUCCCGAUGGAGCAUGUCAACCUCAGCUCAUACUUGGGCCUAUGCAGGGCUUGCCUCGCCAUUGCAUGUCGUAGCGAGGGCUCACCGCGGUCGAUCAAUGAGCUAGCUUCGGCGAUGGCUGAAGGCUCAGCGACAAGAAGGGAAAUCGCAAAGUUAACCGCGUGCAUCAGGAAGCACCUCGGGGAGGAGGGUGCCGGGCUGAUGGGCGUCAGUGUGGUGCGCGCAUUGAGCUAUCUAUGCCACUUUGGCAGGCAGCUUGAUAUGAGUGGUCAUGAAGUCGCGGUGGCCAAGGAGGCGGCGAGAUGGCUGGAGGAGGACGACCUUGGCGUGCGAAACACCGGCAAGUCCAUAGUGGUCGGCACAUACGUUGGAGACGUAUCACACGACAAUGACAAGAGGCUCGUCACCAAUGACGUGGUGAAGGUCACUGGCGUGUCGAUGCAUACCAUCCAGGUGGUGUGCAAGAAGUUGCGCCCGCACGCCGAGCUUCUCUUUGGAUGA
Molecule: messenger RNA, 528 nt
Organism: Triticum aestivum (bread wheat)
Lineage: Eukaryota; Viridiplantae; Streptophyta; Magnoliopsida; Poales; Poaceae
Product: transcription initiation factor IIB-1-like
Exons: 3
Coding region: 1-528 (175 amino acids)
Biological process (GO): DNA-templated transcription initiation; transcription preinitiation complex assembly
Cellular component (GO): transcription preinitiation complex; nucleus
Molecular function (GO): TBP-class protein binding
Source: RefSeq, a predicted model, not a curated record